Messenger RNA from Effrenium voratum, 4473 nucleotides. NCBI's taxonomy places the organism in Eukaryota, Dinophyceae, Suessiales, Symbiodiniaceae. The record is from the annotation of a GenBank genome assembly.
AGGCAUUGCCGGGACUUGGGCAUGCACGUCUUGGCCCUGGAUGACCUCUCCGGUGGCUUCAUGUCCAACGUACCCGCGGGUGUCACCUUCAUCCAAGGAGACAUCCGGGACGCAAUCUUCUUGGACCAAAUCUUCCAACAGCACCGGGUGGACUUCGUGUACCACUUGGCGGCCUAUGCGGCGGAAGGCCUCUCCCAUUUCAUCCGCUCCUACAACUACCGAACCAACUUGGUUGGCUCGGUUGAGAUCCUCAACCAGGCCAUCAAGCACCGAGUGCAGUGCUUCGUCUUCACCUCGUCCAUCGCGGUGUAUGGCAGCAUCAACGACUUGUCACAGAUGCAGAAUCCCAAGCGCUACCUGAGCCGGCCAAAGAAAGGAGGCUUGCGGGAGGAGGACCGGCCGAGCCCGGAGGACCCCUACGGCAUCGCCAAGUUUGCCUUCGAGCUGGACCUCCAGGCUGCCCACGAGCUCUUCGGCAUCCACUUUGUGAUCUUCAGGCCUCACAACGUCUACGGGCCGCAUCAGAACAUGUUCGACAAGUACCGCAAUGUCGUGGGCAUCUUCAUCAACCAGAUCUUUCAUGGACAGCCUUUGACCAUCUUCGGGAGCGGCGAGCAGGUGCGCGCCUUUAGCUACAUCGACGACGUGGCGCCCAUCAUCGCCAGGGGGCCUUUGGUGCCCAGAGCGCGGAAUCAGAUCUUCAACGUGGGCGCCGACAUGCCCCACACAGUCAACGAGCUUGCCGCGGCCGUGGCGGAAGCGGCGGAGUCGGCCGGCCAUGCCCGGGACUGGCAGCCAGCGAGGUUGGAGGUGGAGGUUGCCGUGUCCAACCACGACAAAGUCAAAGAGUACUUUGAGGUGAACUCCUCUAUCAGCCUGAAAGAAGGGUUGCAGAGGACGGUGGCCUGGUAUCGCCGCCAGGGUCGCCACUUCCGGCCCGUCGAGUUCUCCUCCGUAGAGGUGAUGCAGCAGCUGCCCCCUUCAUGGCGCCGUGCAGAUCUCGAGGAGACGGCCGUGUGCCGUGGCAGCCGGGUGGAGCAUCCAGAGCUCGCAGAAGAGUUGCCGGCGGAGGCCCCAGCGCCGGUGCGGGGACUCAUCUGGGCCCUGAGGCCCGUGGGCGAGUCGCUGGGACGGGGGCUGGUCCAAGGGAAGACUCUUCUCCCUGAGUUCCUGGACAGGCCGUACUUCAUUGACUGGCUGCAGCGGCGGCAGCGGCCGGAGCUGCGCCUCUUCACGCAACUGCUGGUGGCGUUGCCGGACUCGUCCCUCAUGGACUUGACCGAGCGCGACCUGCUGGUGGCUGCCUCCUCAGCGACCUUGGUCUCCACCCCGCUGGACCAGCGCUCCCGCCUCUACGCCUACGCCGCGGAGAACGAGCUGCCGCUGCCCCUGGCCUUCUCCGGGCUGAGGUGUCCAUGCCCGCCUGAGGAAGAUGGCGACGGCUUCGUGUCGCAAGUCGACCGGGGCGUGACCGUGCACUGGGAGGCUUUCGAGGCCCUGCUGGCUUUGCCCAGUGACCGGCCUUUGCUGCUGUCACUGGGUGCCCAAGGCUGCGCGCAGGGCGGCAAGAGCAGCCUGCUGCGGGAGUUGCUGGGCCUCGAGGCUCAGGUCGUGGAGGCCCCGGCGGUGCGCAGCGGUCCCUGCAGGUCGCCCUGCCACGCCCCGGGAGUGGACCUCCUGCGCAAGGCGAAUCUGUGGACGGCGGAUGUGCACGGCUGCUCCUUGGGGGAUCCGACUUGGAUGGCGUUGAUCGCCACCUUUGCGUCCAUCAGCGGCUUGACCUUGCUGCACGUCAGCCCGGAGGAUUUCCUCCAGGUGGAAGAGGAGAAGCCGAAGAAGGUGGACCCCCGUCUCACCGCCUCGCGGCGCGGCAGCGCCAGCAAGGACUCCGUCUCCUCCGUGAACUCCAACUCGUCGAGGCUCUCGGCGAAGCCGGAUCUCAUGUCUCUGCUGAAGAUCCUUUCCGAUGCGCGCCUGGCCGGCGUGGGCCCGCAGCGGAGCCGCAUCCUGGUGGUGCUCCGUGAUGUGUCGAGCAGCUCCCAGACCGCCGCUAUGCAGUCCUACCUGGAGGGGAUUCCGGGCGCCUCGGUGGUGACCUUGGAGCGGCUGCAGGGCCUGCCGACGCCUUUGCGGCAGCGGCCCCUGCUGCGUUUGCGGGAGAAGCUCCAGCAGGAAUUGUACUUAGGGGAGGCGAUGAAGGAGGUAGACUUGAACCCGGUGGCCCGUCACCCGCAAGGAGAGUUCUCCUCAGAGAACACUUUCGCAAGGCCACCUUUGUCAUCUGGUUUUGACCACUUGGAGACAAAGCACCACCAUGGCUUGAUGGCGGAUGCCUCUGCGGGCGCCAUUGUGGUGCACGAGGAUGCCUUGGAUGCCGCUUGCCAAGUGGCCAGCCGAUCCAUCGACCAGCUGAUUUGGCACGCGCCGCAUGAGCUGGCCAAGGCUGUGACCCUCUUCGGCCCUGGGGUGGUGGUGCUGCCUAUGCUCGGGAGGGUGUCCGGGAUCGGUGUGCAGCAGAGCUUGGAGUACGGGUCCCACCCCAAGCGCGCCGCUCGCGGGGGCUUGAUGGAUCGCUUGGACCUGGAGCUGAAGUUUGGGCCCAUCGACCCGGGGCGGCUGAUGCGGGAGCUGGUGGCCGGGCGCGUUGGCAUGGAGCAACGGCUGCGGGGCCUGGGCAACGACGAGCUCCGGGAGGAAGUCCUGGCGCUGCAAGACUGGAGGGAGAAGGCCUCAGGUCGCCUGAAGACCAUGGAGCGCCGUGCCGCCUGGGCCUUCCUUGGGGUGGCCGGAGAGGGAGCGGCCAGCCAGGCAGAGAUCAAGAAGGCCUUCAAGCGCCGCGCCUUGGAGCUGCACCCGGACAAGGGCGGCGACGCUGAGCGCUUCCGGCUCUUGCAGGAGAUGCGGGACCUGCUGGUGGAGCCGAAAUCCCACGAGCUCGAGGGCAAGGACCAGUCCAAAGACAAGGACAAAGACAAGGCCGAAGGGGACAAGGAGGAGCAGGAGGAGGAGGAGGAGGAAGAGUUCUCAGAAGACAGCUGGGACGCCGACGAGGAAUUCCGGAAGAUGUUCCCGAAACGGAAAAAGAAGAAGCGUCAGAGAGAUGAGGAAGAGGCAGAGGUGGCCAAGUCGGAAGACUUCCACCGGGGGAAGUUCGAGGCGGCCCGGCGGAAGCUGCACCGCCAGCUGGGGGAGAUGUGGAUCCGCGCCACGCAGUUGGCCAAGGAGAUCGAAAGGAGCCAGACGGUGAGCAGCGGGGACGCCAUGCACCAGCUGCGGAAGUUCUUGGACCGCUUCGCGGUGACGGAGGUGAGCAAGCUGAAGGACAACGACCCCAAGAAGGCAGAGCGGAUCUUCCGGCGAUUCCUGGAGCAGGGCUCGGAGCUCCUCUGCGCCGCGGGCGCCGUGGACCCGGCCAGCGCGGUGUCUCUGGUGGCCAUGCAGGUGAACUUCCCGCUGCUGCAGGCGGCGCCUUCGGAGGAGCUCAAGGAGCGCUGCAACGCGCUGCUGCAGGUGAUCCAGGAUCUCCCCUCCAUCGGCCAGGAGGUGACCGCUUUGGAAGCGGAGUCCUUCCACAUCCAGCUGCUGGUGCCCACAGAUCCUGAGCUGCAGGCGUCGGAGCCGCGGCUCCAGGAGCUGUGGCUGCCUGGCAGCGCCACACUGGGCGACCUCCGCAAUGCGGCGAGCGUGUGCGGAGGCUCCGCCCGGCUCUUCCUGCGCGGCAAGUUUCUGGGCGGCGACAGCGCCACGCCGCUGGGCUCCCUAGGCCUCGACGGCCCGCUGCAGUGCCUGCCCAGCAACGUGGCGCUGAAGGGUCCACGGAAGCCGCCGGGCGCCGGGGCGGCUGCGGCUGCGGCUGCGCCGCCGGCGCCGGCGGCUGCGGCUGCGGCGGAGCCGAGUAGCGAGGCCUUGCGAGCCGAGAGAAGCGAUCUCAAGGCAAAGCCAGCGGAGAGUGCGGCGGAGGUGAAAGAGGUGAAAGAAACGAAGGUGAAAGAAGAGAACAAGGAGAACGAGGACGCUUGGUUUGACGACUUCUUCGCGAAGCCCGAGCCUGAGAAGGAGAAUCCCCGCCGAGCUGCCCAAGAGCAGGGCAAGAAUGCCAUGCAAGCUCGGCUGAAGGCUCAGAAGCAAGCAGCCGACGCCAAGCGCCGGCUCGAGAGCGAGCGCCCCCGUGCGGCACGGGAACGCGGACGCGAACGCGAGGACCUGCGGCCACAGCCUGCUCAGCCCGCACGGCCUGAGCCCGCCACGUCCAGCGCGCUGGUCGUGUCCAAGGAGGAGCCCUGCAGUGAGCUGCAAAGGUCGCGGGACGGCUGGGACCAGUCCUGGCAACAUCCUUGCGCUGGGGCAAAGCGAUCUGAUGGCACGGCGAUUUUCUGCGGGCCCUGCGACGCCUGGGUGCACGUCAGCCGCUUUGACCACCACGACUUUGAGAUCCACUGUGACAAGGUCGGCCACUUCGGAUGGAUCGACUGA